Molecule: messenger RNA, 3532 nt
Organism: Callorhinchus milii (elephant shark)
Lineage: Eukaryota; Metazoa; Chordata; Chondrichthyes; Chimaeriformes; Callorhinchidae
Product: semaphorin-3D
Exons: 17
Coding region: 62-2347 (761 amino acids)
Biological process (GO): positive regulation of cell migration; axon guidance; semaphorin-plexin signaling pathway
Molecular function (GO): semaphorin receptor binding; chemorepellent activity
Source: RefSeq, a predicted model, not a curated record
AGGUUUUUAUACACACAGUAAUUGGGCUUUCGCUGAUGUGUGCGUCCUGUAGCCUUGCAACAUGGUGCGUACAGUUCGAACGUGUAGAGGAACGGGCCAGAGGAGUCUGUCUUCUCCUGCACGGGUCCCUAUUCUACUCUGCUGUGCUCUUUGCCUGUUCUUUGUGCCAUCCAGCGGAGCGUGCAAGCAAAGCCAUCCGCGCCUGAGGUUCUCCUAUAAAGACCUGCUGAUGAACCGGAGCUGUAACCCAUUCCAGGGCUCAUCAGAGAGCACGAGCUUCCAGUCCCUGAUACUUGACGAGGAACGCAGGAAGCUAAUGAUCGGGGGAAGAGAUUGGAUUUACCUUUUAAACCUGGAAAACGUGAACAAAAAUCCGGAAAAGAUUUACUGGCCUGCAGCGAAGGAACGAGUGGAACUGUGUAAACAGACUGGCAAAAAGGAAGCAGAGUGUGCGAAUUUCAUCCGAGUGAUACACAAUUUCAACAAAACACACGUUUACGUAUGUGGGACUGGAGCAUUCCACCCUGUGUGUGGGUUCAUUGACCUGGGACUCCCUACAGAGGUGCUUUCAUGGAAGUUUGACAAUAAAGCUCUGGAUUCGGGAAAAUUGAAGUGCCCGUUUGAUCCUAAUCAACCUUUCGCAUCAGCACUAAUAGAUGACCACUUGUAUGCCGGGACGUCCUCUGAUUUUCUCGGGAGAGACACAGCUCUGUUCCGCUCGCCCAUGCGUCACUUGGAAAACCAGUACAUCCGCACGGAGCACAACAAUCCAUUUUGGCUGAGCGAGGCUAAGUUUGUCGGUAUGUACCCUCUCCCUGACACCUCCGAUCCAGAUGACGAUAAAAUAUACAUUUUCCUACGAGAGACGGCACUGGAUACCUUGAGCUCUGAGAAAGUUAUUCACUCCCGUGUUGCCCGAGUCUGUAAGAAAGACGUAGGAGGCCAAAGGAGUUUGAUCAACAAGUGGACGACGUUUCUGAAAGCUCGUCUGGUCUGCUCGGUUCCGGGACCCGAUGGUUAUCAGACUUACUUUGACGAGCUGCAGGAUGUUUUCCUGCUCAGUACAAAUGAUGGAAAUCCCCCAGUGGUUUAUGGGCUCUUCACAUCUUCAAGUUCAGUUUUCAGUGGGUCUGCAGUGUGCACAUACAGUCUGGCUGAUAUCCGUGCUGCGUUUAAUGGACCUUUCAAGCAUAAAGAUAGCCCUGACCGCUACUGGGUGGCGUAUCAGGGGAAGAUUCCUUAUCCACGACCUGGAACGUGUCCCAGCAAAUCAUUUGAUCCUAUGAUUGAGUCGACCAAAGAUUUCUCGGACGACGUGAUCGGUUUCAUUAAGAAUCACCCGAUGAUGUACAAAACUGUGCAUCCAAUAAACAAGGCACCUGUUUUCAUCCAAGUCAAUGCCGGUUACAGAAUCACACAGAUUGUGGCAGAUCACGUCAUUGCAAAAGAUGGACCGUAUGCUGUCCUCUUUCUGGGCACAGAUGUUGGAACGGUAAUAAAAGCCUUGAGUGUUACCAAAGACAACUUUAGUGCCGACGAAGUUGUGCUUGAGGAACUACAAGUCUUUGAGGAAUCUUCUCCGAUAUUAACGAUGGAAUUAUCGUCAAAGCAGAAACAACUUUACAUUGGAUCAAAGGAUGGCAUAGUACAGCUUGCCCUGGAGAGGUGCAAUACCUAUGGCACCUCUUGCUCUCAAUGCUGCCUUGCCAGAGACCCCUAUUGUGCUUGGGAUGGAACCUUGUGCAGUAGAUAUACGCCAGCGCCCAAGAGAGAAACCAGGCGUCAAGAUGUAAAGUACGGGGACCCAAAAACUCAGUGCUGGGAUCAAGAGGACUAUACGAGGCACCCGCUGACUGAGAAGAAGCUGAUUUUCGGGAUGGAGAAUAAUUCCACGUUCUUGGAAUGCGUUCCUAGGUCCCCGCAAACGUCUAUCGCCUGGUUCAUUCAGCGAUCGCUGGACGAUCAACAAGUGGAGAUUAGAGAUGCUCCCAGAAUGAUCAAGACAAGACUUGGGCUACUCUUACGCAAUUUGCAGCAAGUCGAUGCUGGAAUAUACUACUGCAAAGCAGUGGAAAACACAUUUACACAGAUCAUCGCAACGUUUCACCUUAAAAUUAUACUGAGUGACUUGAUGGUAGCUCCCUUGAGGGCAGAGCCCAGCGAGGGAAAGGGCAAAGACACUCGGAACGGAACACGACUGCGUUACAAGAACUUGCUGAAACUAUUAAAUAAGCCGGGCGCAACUGUAAAUGAAUACUGCGAGCAGGUAUGGCGGAAUGGAAAGAGAGGACAAAAUGGAAAAACCGCAGCCAAAUGGAAAAGCACAAGAGAAUUUAAGAGAUACUAGACUUGGGACAGCCUAUAAUUGUCACUUAUCUUCCUUUGGGCAAAACAUUCCAAUAAAAGCUAUUCACUAGACUGUUGCUUCAGAUCAACAGUGGGACCACCUAACUAGGUUUUGCCUCAGGUAUAUUAUUACUGACUGGAAAAAAAAACCUACUGGAUGAAAAAGCUAACAAGCGUGUAUAAUGAGUAUGACUAUGCACAGGUACAUUUCUAUCAUUUAGCAUUAGAUAUUGUUUUAAAAGGGCAGUAUGCUCUUAAGAGGGAAUGUUCGUGUGAGAAAGCGCUCGCUCCACGGGGUUGAGAGGAAAAUUGUGGGCACCGGAAAAAUUGUUCUUGAACGUGUAAGGAGACAAUCGUAAUGUUUGCUCAGUGGAAGCCUGCAUGGUUACUCAUCACGUCUGAUCAGAAAGGUGCACAGCAAUGUAUAUGUGAGGUUUAUCAGCAUGCGGAGGUCACCAGCUAUUGGUGGACAUCUCCUCAGAUCUUGGGUGACAUUGUCAGACUGCUGCGAGUUUAGUCCCACUUGAAUCUCAACCAACGCAUACUAGCCCUCCUUGUUAUUGGUUUAAUUAGACAUGUAAUAGAUUCCCUGCCAUUGCAGGCGAGAGACCGAAUCAACUGCAUUGGAGUCUGCUGUGGAAUUCAUUUUAAUAAGCAAAAAGCAUAUGUUAUUCAAUCACAAAUAAGACACGUUGCUCCUUUUAAACAUAUACUGACUGGUGUGCAAAGUAAUUUCUAAAUAGCCUUAUAUAGUUAUGUUAAGCGCAUAGCCGAUCUGUCUGUAAAAUGCAGCGUCUGAAUAUACAUUACACCUUCACCUUACUAUUUCCUACGCAUAUUAUUCAAAGGAAUAGUCUGAUGUAGAGUGUUUUGACUCCUGGGUCAACAGGAUGCUGGUCUGUAAAUGCUUUAAGCACACACCAUAAUAUCCAAACACUGGUCUGAACUAAUAAUUUUCCUUGCUCUGUAGAAAAAGGGAACCUCCAGCCUUGACUCUGAAAUGUAAUUAUGUUGUAUCCUCUGAUCUGUUAGUGUUUGUAAUUUGGCUCUCUUUAUAUUUACAUCUUAACUUUCUGACCACGUGCUUGGAUAAUAGUCGCACUUUUUAUUAGACCUCGAAAGCCUAAAAUGUGACAUAGUAGUUUUAAUAAUAAUCCUUGAAUUUGAUACAGCGCCUUAGCAAGUC